Molecule: messenger RNA, 1295 nt
Organism: Odocoileus virginianus texanus
Lineage: Eukaryota; Metazoa; Chordata; Mammalia; Artiodactyla; Cervidae
Source: RefSeq, a predicted model, not a curated record
GCGAAGGAAGAAGAGCGAGUGCCUGCGGCGGUGGCACAAGGCCUCAGGCCUGUGAGCGUUUCCAGGCUCCAGCAGGAACCGAGUCAAGGUGCCCACGUCUUCUGAGCUCCUGUCUACACUCCUUCCUGCUGUCCCUGACCAUGCCUCGAAGGAAGAAGAGUAAGGCCCGUGGUGGUGAUAAACCCCACGGUGAUAAACCACCCCAAGCCCAAGGCAAGACCCAGAGUUGUGGGGGUGCUCAGGCCACAGCAGCAGCAGAAGAGGAGUCCACUACCUCCUCGCCUCAGUGUGAAGGUGUUACCCAGAGUCUGCCUGAUGCUCAGUCAUGUAGCACUUCCCAGGAGCCUGAAAGAAUACCGGCCAUCACCACUUCUGCAGUCUUUUCUUGCACUAGAUCUAGUGAAGCAUUCGAUGGCCAAUAUAAGCAUAGGGUGUUUCUCUAUGAGGUCCCACCCUUCACUGAGACCCCAGGAACUGACUGUUUAACCAGGAAAGCUAGCUUGUUGGAGCAGUACCUUCUGUACAGGUAUAAAAUGAAGCAGCUCAUCAUGAAGGAAGACAUACUGAAGAUUAUCCACGAAAGCCACCACGACCGACUUGCUGAGAUUCUCAAGAGAGCCUCUGAACGCAUUGAGCUCGUCUUUGCGGUGGAUCUGAAGGAAGUCGACUCAGUCGUUCCCUGCUAUAAUCUGGUCAGCAAAUUGAAACUCCCCAACAAUGGGAGGGUGCGUGGUGGAAGGGGGUUUCCCAAGACCGGUCUCCUGAUGAAUCUCCUGGGUAUGAUCUUCAUGAAGGGCAACUGUGCUGCUGAGGAAGACAUCUGGAAAUCCCUGGGUACGAUGGGAGUAUAUGCUGGAAGAAAGCACUUCGUCUUUGGAGAGCCCAGAAAGCUCAUCACCAAAGAUUUAGUGAGGCUGAAGUACCUGGAGUACCGCCAGGUUGCCAACAGUGAUCCUCCACGUUAUGAGUUUCUCUGGGGCCCAAAAGCACAUCUGGAAACCAGCAAGAUGAAAGUCCUGGAAUUUUUGGCAAAGGUCAAUAAUGCUGUUCCCACUGACUUCCCCACUUAUUAUGAAGAAGCUUUGCGAGAUGAAGAGAAAGCCCAAGGCAUGGAUGCAGCCAAGCCUGACGCUACUAUCAAAGUCAGUACACCUCCCAGGGACAUGCUCAAUAUUGUCUUCCCACCCGUAAUGAAGAAUGUGACGCUUUUUCCCCGAGGCAUGAAAAUAUAACAUUACAAUAGGGAUUAUAUUCUUGGAAAUGUGAAAGAAUCCCAUAGUAAAAUAGUUAGGAUA